Molecule: messenger RNA, 2140 nt
Organism: Zophobas morio
Lineage: Eukaryota; Metazoa; Arthropoda; Insecta; Coleoptera; Tenebrionidae
Product: ATP-dependent RNA helicase DDX42-like
Exons: 23
Coding region: 1-2016 (671 amino acids)
Molecular function (GO): ATP binding; RNA helicase activity; nucleic acid binding
Source: RefSeq, a predicted model, not a curated record
AUGAGUUUUACUGGCUUUGGUUUAAAAAGCCGUGAAAAAACUCCUGUUUUUAAUCCCUUAGCCGAUUCCGAUUCAGCUUCAGAAGCUGAAAAACCAUGUAAUGAUUCUGAUUCUGAAGAUGCCUUAGAUGCUUUUAUGGCCGGUAUAGAAAAACAAGUUGAAACUCAAAAAAAUAGGGAAGGGCCAAAGAUUGUAAGGGAGGAUUAUGAAUCCGAAGAUCAACACGAGGAAUUGUAUAAAUUUUUACAGCAGAAAAAAGUAGAAGAAGUUUCUAUGCUUAAAGAUAUGGAAGCAGAGAUUGAGUACGACAGCGAUGACAAUCCGAUUGUGGUGACCAGGGAAAUACUUCCUUUACCUCCCCUGGAUCAUGAAAGUAUCAGCUAUAUGGAUUUUAAUAAAAAUUUUUAUUGUGAGCACGAGACCAUAAAGGCUCUUUCUAACGAGGAAGUAAAGCAGUUUAGAUCUAAAAUGUCAAUGCGAGUUUCUGGAUUGGACCCCCCUCGACCCGUUUGCAGUUUUGCUCAUUUUGGAUUUGACGAUAGAUUAAUGCGACAGAUCAUCAAGAUGGGAUUUACUGAGCCUACUGCUAUACAGGCACAAGCCAUACCAGCCGCAUUGUCAGGCCGCGAUGUUAUUGGCAUUGCUAAAACAGGCUCUGGAAAAACAUGUUCUUUUUUAUGGCCCAUGUUAGUCCACAUUAAUGAUCAGCCUGAAUUACCUAUGGAAGAAGGCCCUAUUGGUUUGAUUUGUGCGCCAACUAGAGAACUCGCACAACAAAUCUUUGUUGAAGCUAAACGUUUUUCCUCGUGUUAUGGAUUUCGUGUUGUAGCGGUUUAUGGUGGGGAUAGCAAAUACGAGCAAACUAAAUCACUGAAAGACGGUGCCGAAAUUGUAGUAGCAACUCCUGGACGCUUAAUUGACCACGCAAAAACAUUGAAGCAAAAUUUUAGUUUUUUUAGAGUUACCUUUUUGGUUCUAGAUGAGGCGGAUCGGAUGUUUGAUCUCGGCUUUGAGCCGCAAGUUAAAUCCAUUGUGCAAAACACGCGUCCCGAUAGGCAAACCAUGCUUUUUAGCGCAACUUUUAAGGGAAAAGUAGAGAAACUGGCUCGUGAGUGUUUGACGGAUCCAGUAAGAAUAGUUAUUGGUGACGUUGGAGAGGCCAAUGAAGAUGUUACGCAGCAUGUCCAUAUAUUUCAAGAGCCAGCGCUGAAGUGGACGUGGUUAACAGAGAACAUCGUCUCGUUCCUUUCUGAGGGAAGCGUGUUAAUUUUUGUUAAUAAAAAAGUCCACUGUGAAGAGCUUACUAAUAAUUUAAAAAGUUCCGGUUAUGAAGUUUGCUGUCUUCACGGAGAUAUGGACCAAGUUAAUAGAAAUUUAGUACUUAACGAGUUUAAAAAAAACAAAAUACCUCUGCUAGUGGCCACAGACGUGGCGGCACGUGGCUUGGACAUUCCGCUUAUUAAAAUUGUGGUUAACUACGAUGUUGCUCGAGAUAUCGACACACACACCCACCGGAUUGGUCGGACAGGCCGGGCAGGCUCCAAGGGGACCGCCCAUACUUUGCUAACUCCUAAGGAUGAAGUGUUUGCCGGGCACUUAGUUAGGAAUCUUGAAGGAGCAAACCAGAUUGUACCUACCGAAUUGUUGGAACUUGCAAAGAAAAAUCCUCGAUUUUUGAAGUCGCGGUCGCAUGGAAAAAACAAGUCAGGCGUAGGGAGAUUCGGGGCCCGAAGCCAUUUGGGGAUAGGAAUGAAGGACACGGAUCAGGUUGUCCUCAAAAAACAAAAGAAGAAAAAAGCAGAUUUUGUUUCCUUUGGGACAUCCCGCUCUCAAGUAAUGGCCCAGUUCAAGUCUACUUUUGUUUCGGGAUCGCACCUUACCAACAUCGACACUGAAGUGAUUUCCAGGUGCGAAGAGAAAGAGAGGCAACGCAAAGCGAAGAAGGAAGAGGAAAAUGGGAAAGUAAAAGGAGAGAGACAACUAGACUCUGCUUACAAAAGGCGAAGAUUUCACUAGUGAAUUAAAGGGUCAUGCCCAGCAAAAUAAUGUGUAGACCGUUCACUUUUUUUGUCGUACAACGUUGGAGACAUAAUUACCCCUUGAGUCAUUUGGAAAUUCUGUGCGAAUGAAGUUACAAUAA